Messenger RNA from Limulus polyphemus (Atlantic horseshoe crab), 1898 nucleotides. RefSeq names its product mucin-6-like. The record is from RefSeq and is a predicted model, not a curated record. The annotation marks the transcript as partial. The transcript has 4 exons. NCBI's taxonomy places the organism in Eukaryota, Metazoa, Arthropoda, Merostomata, Xiphosura, Limulidae.
UCUGGCUGUCCAAUCGCAGCGAUGGAGAAGCUAGCCCAGAAGGAGCAAAAGUCAACUCCAAGCAAACCAAUCCAAGCCAACAGUUCAACAUCAUCAUCUGACCGCGUUUUGAGGCCCAUGUGUUACGUAAAACAACUGGAAAUUCCUGAGAAUAAAUACACUGGUUACGUGGCCACCUCGACUCCACGGGCAAAUUUACCAAAAGAGCUUGGAAAGUACAACAAAACGACCACAGAGUAUGUAUAUUAUAACAGACCCAUCGCACCGAAACCUAAACCCGAAGAAGCAGACAAACCUAACAUCCUUUUGAAACACCAACCAACUUUUAGGACUCAAUACCAUUUUGAAGAAGCUGUCCCCACAGCCAUCAAUCUUUCUACCAAGGGCCCAGACACCGUGAUGGAUCUUUCAUCAGCUCCAUCUCGCGUAACUGUCCAACAAUCGUAUGACAUCACCAUGACGUCUCGACCAAUGCCACAUCACAGCCCAUCAACAUCAAUAGCUCACCUUCACUCCCAAAAACCAUCGCUGCUAAUUGCCCAACGACCAAUUUAUCCUCAUCAACCUCCACCGUUAGAACAGACAGAGCCAGUUGAUUUCAGUCCAAAAGCAGAACUGCCUCUACGAGUGUUGUCCUUGUCCACCCAGUGUUCUCAGGCACGACGACCAUCUUCCCAUCCCCUGUCAACUGUCCCUUCGUCUACCCACAGUAAUCUUCACACAGUUUUUUCACCUGCUUACCCCCCAUCAUCCUUUACUAGACAAGAAAUAAUUUGCUCUUCUUCACCAGGAAAUCACAUCAAACACUGCACUGUGACUGCCACUGGAGGCGUACCUUAUGUACCUCGGGUUUCCUCAAGCCCCAUUUUAUCCAUUGUUACCUGCUCCUCACAGGUUCCUGGAGGAUGUACUUUUACUUUUCAUACUCCAAACAUAUCAGCAACACAUGCUCCCAAUAGCCCCAACUUAACUGUGGUUACCCAUUCAUCCCAGGUUUCUGAAGAUUGUUCAUUUCCCUCUCAGCUAACCAGCAUAUCAACACCUUGUGUACCCAGAAGCCCCAACUUACACAUAGGUACUUGUUCAUCUCAGGCUCCUGAAGAUUGUUCUUUUUCCUCUAAACCCCCAGGCAUAUCAAAAUCUGGUAUUUCCUCAAGCCCCAACUUACCAGUUGUGACCUGUUCAUCCCAGUCUAUUGAAAUGUGUUCUUUUCCCUCUAAACCACCAGGCAUAUCGACAUCUGGUAUUUCCUCAAGCCCCAACUUACCAAUUGUGACCUGUUCAUCCCAGUCUAUUGAAAUGUGUUCUUUUCCCUCUAAACCACCAGGCAUAUCGACAUCUGGUAUUUCCUCAAGCCCCAACUUACCAGUUGUGACCUGUUCAUCCCAGUCUAUUGAAAGUUGUUCUUUUUCUUCUAAGUUACCAAAUCUUAUAUCCUCCAUCUCUCCAGUGGUGACGUGUUCAACCAAAGCUCCUGAAUGCUGUUCUCUUACCACUAAGCCACCAGUUGUAACGUUGCUUGAAACAUGUUCACCAAACAUAACUGUUCAAUCAUCCGAAGCACGGCCAAGUGAUUCAUCCUCUCCUGGGGCAUCAUUGUGGGCAACAAAUCAACCAGAAUCGACCUUUAAAUUACGCCUUACUUCACCCACUGCUGCUAUUUCCUCUCUUUCACUCCCAACUUCACCUAUCAGUACGCAUGAUGUUCCACAAUCAGGCGGACUUGGGCCAUCACCAUCACCCGUUGCUCCAUUUUCCUCCCACUCUCUGCCCACUUCCCCUAACCCCUCAUUCCAUAAACCUCUGCAGAAUCAAGGCUAUGUCAGUAACCAUUCAUUUGGUUCUACGAUAUCUACGUCAACAAACAGGACUGCUGAACAAAGAAGUGAAACAGAGAG